This is a messenger RNA of Metschnikowia bicuspidata var. bicuspidata NRRL YB-4993, 821 nucleotides long. RefSeq lists its product as uncharacterized. The coding region runs from base 173 to 691 and encodes 172 amino acids. The transcript has a single exon. Gene Ontology annotation, cellular component: cytoplasm. The record is from RefSeq and is a predicted model, not a curated record. NCBI's taxonomy places the organism in Eukaryota, Fungi, Ascomycota, Pichiomycetes, Serinales, Metschnikowiaceae. Gene Ontology annotation, molecular function: zinc ion binding; protein binding.
AUAUAUUUCUUCCCGCCACAUAUAAAGGCUCGCUUUAAACACAAGUAUCCCUUCAAUCUCGGCUCAAGACUUGCACGUUGUCACCAGAUAUAAGUAUCGUCACGAAACCCCACGCUUAUCUCAGCACAUCCAACGCAUACCCCCAAACCACACCAUCCACCAAAUUCUAAACAUGAAAGUCACUUUCAGAUUAUCGACGGAAUCCUCGUUUUCGGUCACUAUCCCACACAACUCCACUGUGGAGGAUUUGCGUAACGCUGCAAAAGUCGGCUGCCCAUCAUCCGCAAAGUUGCCGCUGGACUUCAAGCUUAUCUACAACGGGGUCAAGCUUGCACCCUACUACAAAACCCUAGAUGCUCUCAGUGUGCGUCCGGAGGAAGACAGCAUCACCGUGAUCCUCAUGAGCGAGGGCUCGGACACGCCGAUUGCGUCCCCACAGUUGGCGCCAGUCGAAAAUGUGGCUGUGGCACCAAGAAAGAAGGCCAAGAAAAACAGGUGUUCUUUCAAAAGCUGCUCUGCAUCGCCGCUCCGUAUGGUAGGUGACUGCGGCCAGUGCAACGGGAAGUUCUGUGCAAAGCACCGCUUGUUGGAGGACCACCUGUGUUCAGGGUUGCAGUUUUGCAAGGACAACGCCCAUGAAAGGAACGCUAUGAAACUACAAAACGAAAGCACCAUUGCUUCUCGCGUUUGAAGCCGGGAUGAACAUCCACAUGGCCUCGUUUAGAAUCGUCACUGUGUGGCAAUGCUAAUACCUACUUUCGUUUAUCGAGCUUCGCACCUUUAAAUCUUUUCAAUAAACCACUGUCUAAAUGAGUCUCCUU